Moneuplotes crassus is the source of this 1051-nucleotide messenger RNA. Lineage: Eukaryota; Ciliophora; Spirotrichea; Euplotida; Euplotidae. The record is from the annotation of a GenBank genome assembly.
AUGAAGAAGGUGGUAGUUGGGUUAGUGCUGGUUUUGGGGGCUGUAGGGGCAGUGGAAGUAGGUGUGAGUGAGGAUGUGACUGUAGGAGGACUUUCUUCAGGAGGUUUUAUGGCAGUGCAGACUCAUGUGGCGUUGUCGGAGAUUGUGCAUGGGGCUGCGGUGUUUGCAGGAGGGCCGUAUUUUUGAGCCAUGGGUGAUUUUGAUACGGCUAUUACAGAUUGUAUGCAAAAUGGAGAGAAUAUUAAUUUGGAUAGGCUGAUUAGAUAUGUUGAGAUCAAUGAGAAGAGUCGGUAUAUUGAUAAAGCAGAGAAUUUGGUAGAUGAUCAUGUAUAUGUUUUCAGCGGAUUGUCAGAUUUUAGAGUUCUACCUAUUGUUAAUCGUCAAACAGCGAAGUUUUAUGAGAGAAUGGGAUCCAAUGUGAAAUCUAUAUUUGAUUUUGAUGCAGGCCACAACAUGCCUACUGAGGACUUUGGGAUUGAGUGUAAAGAAUCUACAACUCCUUUUAUUGGUAGAUGUAACAUGAAUGGAGCUUUAUCAUCACUACGAUACCUCCAUCCUCAAAGAAUCUUGAAUACCAUUGGAGAAAUGAAGCUAGCAAAUCUUUUUAGUCUUAAGCAAACCACUGGAAAAACUGUAAUGGGGCCUGAAGCUUAUGCUUAUAUCCCAAAAGCUUGUCAGAACUCAUUAGCUCAAUGUUCACUCCAUGUGGUAUUUCACGGGUGUCAGCAGACAAUAGACCAUAUAGGAUUGACAUAUGUAGAGAGCACAGGAUACAACGAGAUUGCUGAAGUGAAUGAAUUUGUUAUUCUAUAUCCCCAAGCAUAUGCAAAUGAAGACCUCAACCCACUCGGAUGCUGGGACUGGUGGGGCUUCACUGGUAAAAAUUAUGCCACAAAGUUUGGAAAGCAAGUUGCUGAAGUUAAAAGACUCAUCAAUGCACUUAAAUCUGGACAAAUUGAUUCUACUCAAGUUUAUACUACUUCUGAAGUUAUUAAGGAAUAGUUUUUGAAAUUAAUAAUACCUAUUUUACUUUAUCAGGUUUAUCUUCAAU